Molecule: messenger RNA, 1086 nt
Organism: Alternaria infectoria
Lineage: Eukaryota; Fungi; Ascomycota; Dothideomycetes; Pleosporales; Pleosporaceae
Exons: 4
Coding region: 1-1086 (361 amino acids)
Molecular function (GO): O-methyltransferase activity
Source: RefSeq, a predicted model, not a curated record
AUGGAGUCCGCCGCCCUCUCCCAACUCAAAACCCUUCUAGCCGCCGCCCCAGCCCUCCGCACUCAACUCAGCAACACCGAGCGCCUCCAACUCAGCGGUUUAGCCGAAGCGCUCAGGAACGAGUUGGAAAGACCGGACGAAGCCAUAUUCCGGGUGACGUUCAACGAAGUACGUCGUAUAAGUCAUGCACGCUUCCUACGCCAUCUAGCAGCAAACGGCACGAUCCGCGAAGUCGAGCAUGAUACCUACGCAAGCACUCGCCUCUCAGCUUCUUUGCGACAAAAGUCGUUCAAAGAUGCUAUUCACUUCAUGUUCGACGACUUCUACAACGUAGGCUGGCGCGUCCCCUCAUUCCUCGACUCAAUCUCUCACUGCAAUCCAUCCGAUAUCAACAACGGCCCAUUCCAACACGCCCAUGGCUUCUCUAACAAGUCUCUUUACACGUAUUUCGACGAAGACGCGGCAAUGGGAGAGCGCUUCGGCGGAAUGAUUCAGAUGUACAACGCUGGUAAACCUUUCUAUUGGGAAGAUGGGUACUAUCCAUUCAAAGAGCGAUUGGUGGUCGGUGGACCCGUGUCUGACGAGGAGGUACUACUUGUUGACAUCGGAGGCGGCGAUGCGGGUGAUUUAGGCCUGUUGAGGAAAGCGCUUGGAGGAGAUAUCAAGGGUCGACUUGUGCUGCAGGAGUUAAAGCAUAUUGUUGAUAAGAGCGAGCAAGAUGGGUUUGAAGCACAUGUGGGAGACUGGAAUGAGGUUCAGCCUAUUCAAGGUGCGAGAGCCUAUAUGCUCCAACAUAUUCUCCAUGACUUCAGUAGCGAUGACGCAUGCCGCCGUAUCCUGAGCAAUAUCGUCCCCGUUAUGAAGCCUGGCUACUCCAGACUCCUCAUCAAAGAGCUUCUAAUACCCGAUCGAAACGCACCAUGGGCAUUUACGGCCAUGGAUGUCAACGUCAUGCAAUCGCUUUCCGGACAAGAGCGAACUGAGUCGCAGUUUCGCGAAUUGCUUGAGUCGGUGGGACUGAAGAUCGAAGGUAUUUGGAGUCAUGAGAACGCGUUGGACGUUGUUAUUGAAGCCUCACUGCUCUAG